Messenger RNA from Saccostrea echinata, 508 nucleotides. RefSeq lists its product as uncharacterized. NCBI's taxonomy places the organism in Eukaryota, Metazoa, Mollusca, Bivalvia, Ostreida, Ostreidae. Gene Ontology annotation, cellular component: membrane. The transcript has 4 exons. The record is from RefSeq and is a predicted model, not a curated record. Bases 1 to 465 code for a protein of 154 amino acids.
AUGGCGGUUCUUGUAGUUUUUUGGGCAGUCCAUACGGGGACUGCAAAUGUCCACUUUCGUGGACAGGAUCAUACUGCGAGGUCGUCAGUUGAUAUUUUCCCCGCCACUGGAUUCGAAGGAACUACACGUUAUGGAAGCAUAAAACCAGGGUCUACUUUCUUCUUAAGCAGUGAUAAUGUUGGAAACGAUGGCACUAAAUACUGCGUAGAGUUUGGAUAUUUCAUGCAUGGGGAGAAUAUUAAGUUAAACGUAAUACAGUUCUCCCUUAUAAGUGGAACUCCCACAACACUCUGGCAACAGACAAGUGACAGUGCAUCUGGAAGUCUCGGGCGUUGGCAGAAAGCCGAGUUUACCUUUCAAGGACAAACCGGAACAUCCUUUUUAAUACGUGGGUCAACAGAAAACAGUAGUAAUGGAAUUCUUGCUGUGGACCAGAUUAAAACUUACAAAGGCGAUUGUAUCUAGCUUCAGCAUUUCCAAAUAGUAUACUUUUAAUUGACAAACCAAU